AUGACGUCACGAAGGCGGAAGCGGCCGUUGUCACUGUGUAUCCAAUACAGGUCCCUGUCAUUCUCACCGGGCCGGGCCCAGCCGCUGCUCUUCAUCACCGGCAGCGGGGACUGCUGACCGAUGGCUUCCACAGGCUGCGUGGGCAGCGGGCGGGAGUAACUAGCUGCUGCUGACAGCAGUUCAGUGGUUGAAGGAACGGAAGAUUCAGACGAUCUUGAUAAAAGCGAGAUUGAAACCAUGGAUUUAAAAUUUAACAACUCCAGGAAAUAUAUUUCCAUCAGUAUACCUUCAAAAUCAGAAGCAAUGUCCCCACACAUCAAGUCUGUAGAUGAUAUCAAGGUUCUUGGGAUCAACCUCAGCAAAUUCCAAAAGCCUGUACAAUUUUUUAUUUGUGUUACAGGAGUCUUUGUUUUUUACUUAAUUUAUGGAUACUUACAGGAGCUGAUAUUUUCUGUGGAGGGUUUUAAACCAUUUGGCUGGUACUUGACUUUAGUGCAAUUUGGAUUUUAUUCUGUGUUUGGACUAGUAGAACUACAAUUGACGCAAGAUAAGCGCAGAAGGAUACCUGCAAAAACCUACAUGAUCAUAGCUUUCCUCACUGUGGGGACAAUGGGUUUGUCAAACACUUCCCUAGGAUAUUUGAAUUAUCCUACUCAGGUUAUUUUCAAAUGCUGUAAAUUGAUCCCUGUCAUGAUUGGAGGAGUGUUUAUUCAAGGAAAACGAUACAAUGCAGCUGAUGUGGCUGCAGCAGUCUGCAUGAGCGCUGGACUUAUAUGGUUUACAUUAGCGGAUAGCACAGUUGCACCAAACUUCAAUGUAACUGGUGUGAUGCUUAUCUCAAUGGCACUGUGUGCUGAUGCUGUCAUAGGAAAUGUUCAAGAAAAGGCCAUGAAGUUACACAAUGGAUCAAAUUCAGAAAUGGUUCUGUAUUCCUAUUCAAUAGGAUUUGUUUACAUAUUAUUUGGGUUAGUGGCCACCAGUGGGCUAAGUCCUGCAAUAGAAUUCUGCUCAAAGUAUCCGUUUCAGACUUAUGGAUAUGCAUUCCUUUUCUCCCUGACUGGCUACUUUGGAAUCUCUUUUGUACUGGCAUUAAUUAAACUGUUUGGUGCUCUUCUUGCUGUGACAGUGACAACAGGAAGGAAGGCAAUGACAAUUGUACUUUCUUUCUUGUUUUUUGCGAAACCCUUCACUUUUCAGUACGUAUGGUCUGGAUUAUUAGUUGUUCUUGGAAUAUUUUUGAAUGUUUACAGCAAGAAUAUGGAUAUUAUGAAACUGUCCCAAAUUUACAGCUUCUUGAAGAAGGGAGCAGAAGCGAAAACUAGGACGUUCUCUCAGACUGUAUAAUAAUUUUUGGUUUUCUAGGUUUUUAUUUUAUAAUUAAAACAAUCAUUAAAUGAUUAUAUUUUUCCAAAGGGAAUAUGGAUACACUUAAGAUAAAGAUAAGGCAUAUUGCCUACUUGCUACUGCGGAGUACAAAAUCAGACACAAUUGCAGCGUCUGAUCCGUUUCCUCCACUCUGCUGACCUGUGGGUGUUAUUUAGUAUAAGGUUGUAUGUGAUCUUUUGCAAGAUGUUUAGUGCUGGGAGAGUUCUCAGCCUCUGUCAGAAGGGCAUAUUUCAAAUGGACCAUGGCAUUAUUUUAUAUUCUUUUAAUACUGCAAAAGAAAUUAUGAUCAGUGUUUAAAGACCAAAUUGUCAUUAUGUCUCAAAUGAAAAUGUAUUUUAAGAUGUAAAUCACAUCAGUUUGUUUAGGUUAAUCAUGUCAUGCAGGUUAUAGACUGUUUAAACUUCACUAUGUCUGUUUUUGCGCAUGGGCCUUUUACAAAUAAUAAAAAAAAGUCAUACUAAAGAAUUUUAACAUGAA
Pelobates fuscus (common spadefoot toad) is the source of this 1863-nucleotide messenger RNA. RefSeq names its product solute carrier family 35 member B3 (gene SLC35B3). Gene Ontology annotation, biological process: transmembrane transport. Gene Ontology annotation, cellular component: Golgi membrane; endoplasmic reticulum membrane. The record is from RefSeq and is a predicted model, not a curated record. Gene Ontology annotation, molecular function: 3'-phosphoadenosine 5'-phosphosulfate transmembrane transporter activity. Lineage: Eukaryota; Metazoa; Chordata; Amphibia; Anura; Pelobatidae. Bases 238 to 1344 code for a protein of 368 amino acids. The transcript has 10 exons.